This is a messenger RNA of Pisolithus orientalis, 678 nucleotides long. RefSeq lists its product as uncharacterized. NCBI's taxonomy places the organism in Eukaryota, Fungi, Basidiomycota, Agaricomycetes, Boletales, Pisolithaceae. The transcript has 4 exons. The record is from RefSeq and is a predicted model, not a curated record. The coding region runs from base 1 to 678 and encodes 225 amino acids.
AUGCACCAGGACAUCCUUGGCAGGACCGAUAUUUUGAACGUGAAGAAGGAUUCUAUCACAUGGCAGACCGAAGCCGCUCGAAGCCAGGACCCGACGCAGCCAGCUUCUAUCCACGGAUCGUGGUACUCUUCCCCUACCAUUGCAGCACCUCAGGCGUCCCACCCAAUUGCACCGCCCCCGCCCCCGCCUGCUCCGGCUUCUCAACGCUCUCCACCAACCCAACCUCAACGUGAGGAAUGGGAUGACACUUACCUGUCCGUGUUGAGCACCCAGGAUCCUAAACAGCUGCGGGAAUUACUGGCACGGUCAAAUCCAGAAAUCGUCAUGCCGUUGAAUGGCCCGGGACCCUUGUCGCAGGCUGUAAUCUUAACCUUGCUGCGUCGCCUCGCCGCCACUGUGGGAGAGACUCCGCCAUGGCUCCAGCGUGCAGCUACUGUAUUAAAUAUCAACGUGGGUUUUUCUGCGAUCAUGUGGACGUACCUUCGCUCAUCAGGGUCGUUCGUUCUUACCCAGGAGUCUCUUAUUUCACCCUACGUGACUCGUGUUGUGCCGAAUGUCAAGGCCAUGCUGAACACCAUCGAACAGCGUCUAUCGAUUCUCCCCGGUCCUCCACAGCUGAUGGACUCUGUUAGAACGAUUUCUGAUAUUCAAGAUACUCUUACUCGCAAGCAAACAUAA